Meleagris gallopavo (turkey) is the source of this 4580-nucleotide messenger RNA. The record is from RefSeq and is a predicted model, not a curated record. NCBI's taxonomy places the organism in Eukaryota, Metazoa, Chordata, Aves, Galliformes, Phasianidae.
AAAGUAAAUAGUUUAGUGAUAGAGACUUCUCGUUCCUGCCCUUUGUUUUGAGUACGCCGUACCUUGGAGAGUAAUUCAACAACGUCCUUGCUCUCAGCAAAAAAUUCAAAUGGAGUAAAUGGGGCACAGAAUCCUCACCUACAUGUAAAAUCUGGGAAUAGAGGAAGGGAGAAAUGAGAUUUAAAAGCUAAACAGGGAAAGGACGAGAAGUAUUUUUUUUUUCCUAGGUGCUUGCUUAAUCGUCUUUCAGUGCAAUGAAUUGAACUUUAUAAACCAGAAUAUAUUCGGUGCUGUCAUCUUUUUGCUGAAAAAACAAAGCUAAACCACCCUGAAUUGGACAGUUAGAAAGGGGGAAGGGGAGCCUUCUUCUCAGAAGCAUGAGGGGUAGGGAGUCCAGGAAAAAAUAAAAUAAAAUUGCAACAGCACAGCAAUUGUUCCUACAUGGUGCAUUUUGUGGCUCCAGUCACUGGAACACACAGAUGAGUCCUGACAGUCGGUGAAAUAAAAGCCAUAAAUGAUAGCUGUUCAGUCACUUGCUAGUUUCUCUACAAGCAAUCCUUGCCUUUUCCCCAGGUGAUUUGCAGGGGUUUGCUCCUCCUUUAAUAAGAUGUGAUAUGCUACCUACCAGCCACCAUCUCCCCUCUCUGGAGGCGGGGGGAUGUGGCCGUGGUUGCAUAACAGUUGCCCUGAACAUCACACAUGUUCCCAAAGCAGGAGGCUGUCCAGCUGACACUCCCUGACCACAGGCAAGUGAUGAAUUUUUUUGAAAUAUUGCAGAUAGAAUUCUAAGGAAGUGGCUUGGAAGAAACUUCCAUGGGGUACUGCUUUCUAUUAUUCUGGUUUCCCUUGCAUGUUUCACAGUAAUUUCUUUUCCACUCAUUUAGGAAAGGUAAUAUGCUUAACUCUCCCCCACUAAUGUGCAAAUAGUGCAGUAAAAUGAAUGGUAUCUAUAGAUCAAAUGUAAUCCUUCCUGCUUUUAUUUUCUUCUUACCCUCACAUCUAGUUCCUGCAUUACAUCAUUAACCACAGUGUGGUUAAGUUGCUGUGUAGCAUAACCCCAGACCUGUGGGAUUGAGGCUUCAGGGCAAGGAAGCUGUCAGUCUCCUCUGAAGCGUGGUGUUUUGCAAGCACUGUCUGAGACUAACAUGAUCAUUUUCUGUUUAUGUUAGCAGGUACUACCCCAUCUAUCAUUUAUCUGGAGUAUAAAGAAAUUAAUUAGCUGUGUGCCAAGGGUCUAGUGGGGCACAUGGCUGCUUCCCUUCGCAGAACUGCCUAAUCAUCUGUCUCAUCAGUCUGCCUGUCUUUCUCACAUACAGAAGCUGUAUGGACAAGAGAGAUCAGAGUGUUUGUGUUAACCACUUGUUGAGAGGUUUAAUUAAUGGGAGAAUGAAGGACGAACAAGAAACAGAGACAUUCAUUGUGCAGUAGGUCUGUCACUGAUCCUCACCCUCUUCUCUUUUUCCCUGCAGGAGUGGCUAUAGGGAGCAGUGCCCUGGGUAGCCAGCCAUGAUCGCCACUGGAGGCCUCCUGAGGAUCUCAGCUAGGAAACAGGAUCCCUUGCGACCACAAAGCCAAAUCCCCAAACGCAAACGUAAGGCCAAGAAGAAACGCAAAAAUGAUGUUGUGGUUGUGAAAGGCAAGCUCAAGUUGUGCUCCAUCUCAGGGCUCAUCGCCCUCUGUGGCAUCCUAGUACUGCUAGUGGGCAUCGCCUUGGCUGUUGUGGGCUACUGGCCUAAGUCCAGCCAGGUAUACAGAGAAGUUGGUGGGAGCAGGCACCUGGCCCCUCAGGGUGGCACCCCCAAGAACCGCUCCCAGAACCAGGAAGGGGCACAAGUUGAGAUCUACCCGGAGGCACCUUCCAGAGUCAACUCCACCGCUGCUAUUAGCCAGGAGUUCCCGCAGUCCCGUCCCACUUCCUCAUCCCCCCAGGCUUCAGUGGGUUUCCUUUUCCAUCUUUUCUCAAGCUACUUGCAUUCGGACAAGCUGAAAGUCUUGGGCCCCCUCAUCAUGGGUAUUGGCAUCUUCCUCUUCAUCUGCGCCAAUGCAGUACUGCAUGAGAACCGUGACAAGAAGACCAAGAUCAUCAACCUGCGGGACCUCUAUUCCACUGUUAUUGAUGCCCACAGCUUGCGGGCAAAGGAUGGAGGCGCCUCAGCUCCUCUUAAUGGCUUUGUCAAUUAUGUGCAGUCACGGGGCCUGGAGCUAAAGCCUGGUGGUGAAGGCCUGGGUGCUGCGGCUAUGCUGGCCAAGAGCUCCUGGCCACCAGGGCUGGCUGCCUCCUUUUCCCCACCUGACUUAGCAUCCUCACCACGGCGUUCCUCCUUCUGCACCUUGCCACAGCCUCCCAGCCUGGCCGAGGCUGUGUACAGCAUCUACCAGGAGCAUGCUGCCCAUACUGGCCGCACCUUCACCAGCCCACCCUGCAGCCCACCAGAGAGCUGGGGCCAGCGCAGUACAGCCAGCUCCAUUGUUGGAUCCUCUUUGAGUGCUUUCACUCUUCUGCCCUUGACACAGAGUGGCAGAGGGGGAGGCUGGCGGAGGCCUCCUGGUGAGCGGGGAGCCCAGGAAAUCCCACGAGGGGAAUUUGAACUGAGCCUGACUGACCUCAGCCACAUCGAGGGAGGCUACAGGACAAGGAGGCACAAGCUGAUUCUCAGGCGGCAGAGCACCAGCUGCUUGCCUGAUGCCAGGCGUCCCCUUUCUCCUGAGCCACCUCGGUCUCCAGCUGUCAGGGGAGGCCUGGACUCCAGCCUCCUGGCAUCUUCUAGCCACUCCAGAUCUCUGGACCUGGGGGAAUCACCUCCCUCAACUCCGCCCGCCAUCACCAGGAUGGACUCCCAGAGCUCUCAGUCUGAGCCUUCCAGCAGCAAUAAGGGCUACAGUCACCUGGAGGAGGCCGGCACCUCCUUGGAGUCAGUUGCCAAUACCCCAGCCAGUAAAAUCCAGGACAGUGAGGAGGAACCAGUUGAGAAAAUGGACCCCCUCAAGGCUACCAGCACAGAACAAACAGGGGAACAAUCUCAGCAAAUUCAAAGACAGUACACAAAGAAAGAAAAACUCUUUAUGAUUUCUAGGUCGCAUGCUGCAUUAGGGCUGGAGGAUGGGGAGCUGGAAAGUACUGGCAUCUGAAAAACCAAGAAGGCGCAAGGACACCUUGCAACCCUUCACACCUUUCCCCCUUCUUCAUCUUUUUGUGGACUUAGGAAACCAGUCUAUAUCCAAAGAGCUGCAGUAUAUGCUACCCUUGAAAAUCUGAAUUCAGUAAAUCCUGUAGAUGACUUCAGGAAGAAAAUCCUUCUGUCCGAUUGUAUGUUCCAUGCAAGCCAAAUUGUAUUAAAUAUCCACAGUGCAGCAAGUUCUUGGGAUCAGCUUAAUACAAUUUCGGACAGUAUAACCGUGCACUUUAAUUGUCUUGAUUUCCAAGUGCUCCUUCUCCUCCGAUUUCUUUCUUGCUGAUUUGCCACUAACUGCUUGAAAACCACAGGCACUUUUUUUAAGCUCAAGAGCACAGUGCUCUUUAGAUUAAGAAAGCUGAGCUCUCUCUUUGUUUUGGUUCAAUCACUAAAAAGUUUGCAAGGCCUUAAGGAUGACGUACCUUGACAAAGAAGGAGUUUGCUCAAAUUUUGGAAAAAUGAUAGUUUAGAACAGAAUAGAGCAGAACCGAGUGUUGGUAAUUUAGUUAAAACCAUACUGUUCUUCAAUUCAAAAUACCUACUACGAUGUGAUACUUUAUCAAGUAUUAUUACACAUGUAUUGAGUAAUAGCAUUAAAAGAUUUUUUUUAAUAAAACAUUUGCAAACAAAACUGAGAGAUAAAGAUCUUUUAUUUUGGUAAGUACUUACAGAUGCCAUAAAUUUCUGUUUUUGUACUGUGAAUGAUUAGAGAGAUGCUACAGGGCCAAAGGUUUGCUUAUGCUUUUAAGUGGAUAAUAAUCAUGUAGGAGUAAUUUCAAAAUAAACAGUGGUUCUGACUCUGAGAAACUAUGCUUUGGUUCAGUCAGUCAGCAAAAUCUGUCUCUAUUUCUAACAGUGUUUUGUGACAUCUGCAGGAAUGUGAGAUUUUGACGUGCUAUGGAAAAAAAAAAUACAGGUUUGACCUGUUAAAAUUAGAUUUUUUUCCUGAGUAACACAUCAAUCUCAGACUGUAGCGUAUUCUUUUAGGAGUCUUCAUUUGCAAUUGUUGCUUUAAGCCUUUCCCCCGUUCAGGUUUUCAUAUUCAUGAAAGUAUGUGCAUAAUUUUAAUUUUAAAGCAUAAUUAUAGUCCUGAAUAUCUCUGAGCUGCUCACCCUGUUGAAAUCAGUGGAAGGUUCUCAGUGACUUUGGUGUGGCGAGAGUUUCUUCUUGAGUGAGAAAAGCAUCAGGUUUCCUUAUGGCUGCUUUAUGUGUUAUAAUCCGUGGGCAGAUUUUUAGUAGAUUGAUGAGUUGUUUUAUUUUUGAACCUGCAACAUGACAGGAGUUCUUUUAUUUUGUUAAAGCAGCUCUGCAGCUUUAGAUGCUCAGGAGAUUUCAUCAGUAUUUCAGGUUUUGAAUGUGGAUGUGUCAUUUCAUCAUACACAAAGGGAAACUGACAUUAAACAAAUA